Messenger RNA from Solanum stenotomum, 1713 nucleotides. RefSeq names its product heat stress transcription factor A-1. NCBI's taxonomy places the organism in Eukaryota, Viridiplantae, Streptophyta, Magnoliopsida, Solanales, Solanaceae. The transcript has 2 exons. Gene Ontology annotation, cellular component: nucleus. The coding region runs from base 199 to 1677 and encodes 492 amino acids. Gene Ontology annotation, molecular function: DNA-binding transcription factor activity; RNA polymerase II cis-regulatory region sequence-specific DNA binding. Gene Ontology annotation, biological process: regulation of transcription by RNA polymerase II. The record is from RefSeq and is a predicted model, not a curated record.
UGGUGCCAGUCACUCACUCACUCAGUCCCUACUCAUUUCUUCUUUCUCCUUCUAGUUGUUCAUUUUUUCUUCUCUCUGUCUCUAUCCGGAUCUCGAUACUUCCAUUUUCCGCAUAAUUUUUUCUCUGUUUGUGUUUGUUUGUGGAGCUUGUGAAUCAGUGGAUUGUGUUGUGAAAGCGGUGCGAUUGUGAAGUGGAAAAUGGACGGAGUUCAUGAGGCUCCAGUGGCGGGGAACUCGUCGUCGCCGCCUUUCCUGAACAAGACGUAUGAUAUGGUGGAUGAUCCAUCGACGGAUUCUGUGGUGUCAUGGAGUAAGAGUAACAAUAGCUUUGUUGUUUUGAAUGUGCCGGAGUUUGCUAGAGAUAUUUUGCCCAAGUAUUUCAAGCACAAUAACUUCUCCAGCUUUGUCAGACAGUUGAAUACUUACGGUUUCAGGAAGGUUGAUCCAGACCGCUGGGAAUUUGCAAACGAGGGAUUUCUUAGAGGCUACAAACACCUAUUGAAGAAUAUAAGCAGGCGAAAACCCCCUCAGGUGCAGGGCCAUCAACAAACCACCUCCAAAGUACCAAAUGCAUCUGUUGCAUCCUGUGUGGAAGUUGGGAAGUUUGGAAUAGAGGAAGAGGUGGAAAGGCUUAAAAGAGAUAAGGAUAUCCUUAUGCAGGAGCUGGUUAAGUUGAGACAGCAGCAGCAGGAGACGGAUCACCAAUUGGUGACUGUUGGGCAGCGCGUUCAAUUAAUGGAGAACAGGCAACAACAAAUGAUGUCGUUCCUUGCCAAGGCCAUGCAGAGCCCUGGCUUUGUAGCCCAACUAGUACAUCAACAGAAUGGCAAUAACAGGCAUAUUGCUGGGCUUAAUAAGAAAAGGAGACUUCCUGAACAGUCUGAAGAAAAUGUUGCGUGCAAGCCUGUCAAUGCUUUGCAAGAUGGACAAGUAGUCAGGUAUCAACCUUCAAUGACCGAGGCUGCAAAAGUGUUACUGCAGCAGAUUCUGAAAAUAAAUGCAUCUGGGAGGCUGGACAACCGAUUAAACACAAAUGACUGUUUGACUAAUAAUCCCCUCCCGCCUCAAAAUUCUCUAGACAGUAGCGGUGCAUCCAGUUGUAUUUCCAGUGUUACCCUCUCAGAAAUAAUGUCAACUUCUUCACAGCCUAAUCUAAUGUCAGAUUCAGGAUUUCCAUUCAACUCUUGUUCAUCCAUCAUAUCUGAGACCCAAUCAUCCACUACUGUGGUUCCUGGGGAGGCCAACAUUCCCGUAUUACCUGAAGCUGAUGCAUUGAACUCUCAGGCAGUCCAUGAUUUGCCUGAAUUUUCUCAUAUUCUUGGAGUAACUAAUCUUGAACUUAAUAUGUCUGAGACUGGAAAUGUGCCAGAUAUUGACACAGCGCAAGGUAUUUUGGAUGGUUUAACAACAAUUGUCUCUGAUGAAUUUUCAGCAAACACAGAUGGUGAUGUUUUGCUGGAUGACAUGCCUAAGCUUCCAGCGAUUAAUGAUAUUUUCUGGGACCAGAUUCUCUCUGCAACCCCUGCAAGCCCUCUCACUGGGGAUACGGAUGAGAUUGGUUCCCUAGUCGUGGAAGAGGAUUUCCUAGGAGUUCAGGAGAAUGAUUGGGAUAAACUAAAGCAUAUGCAUCAUCUUACUGAACAGAUGGGGCUACUUUCAUCAGUUGCCCAGAUUUGAUGAUUUCAUGUGUUUUUUAAACGCUUGCAAUGAUGC